ACAAGUUCUCUGACUAUGGCCCGUACGAAGCAGACCGCUCGUAAGUCCACAGGCGGGAAGGCGCCCCGCAAGCAGCUCGCUACUAAGGCCGCUCGCAAGAGCGCGCCUGCCACCGGCGGCGUGAAGAAGCCCCACCGCUACCGGCCCGGCACCGUGGCACUGCGCGAGAUCCGCCGUUACCAGAAGUCGACGGAGCUGCUGAUCCGCAAACUGCCGUUCCAGCGGCUGGUGCGCGAAAUCGCGCAGGACUUCAAGACCGACCUCCGCUUCCAGAGUUCGGCGGUGAUGGCCCUGCAGGAGGCGAGCGAGGCUUACCUGGUGGGUCUCUUUGAGGACACCAACUUGUGCGCCAUCCACGCCAAGCGGGUGACCAUCAUGCCCAAGGACAUCCAGCUGGCCCGCCGCAUUCGUGGCGAACGUACAGGGCAUUGGAUUCUAAUAACCGCAAUGGACCAGUGGGAGCGAGAGAGCGAGAGCGAGAGAGCGUGCAGUUUAGAGGAAAAAGACAAAGACCUUCCAAGACAUUACUGUAACUUAGUAUUAAAAAUGAGCCAAAUCUCCCGUUUGGUGAAUUCAGGAAAAAGACUCACCGAUCAGUUACUUUCGCGCCAAAGAUUUCUCUUCAUGGCUCGCACGAAGCAGACCGCUCGCAAGUCCACAGGCGGGAAGGCGCCCCGCAAGCAGCUCGCUACUAAGGCUGCUCGGAAGAGCGCGCCGGCCACCGGCGGCGUGAAGAAGCCCCACCGCUACCGGCCUGGUACCGUGGCGCUGCGCGAGAUCCGCCGUUACCAGAAGUCGACGGAGCUGCUGAUCCGCAAAUUGCCAUUCCAGCGUUUAGUCCGUGAAAUCGCACAAGAUUUCAAAACUGACCUCCGCUUCCAGAGUUCGGCCGUGAUGGCGCUGCAGGAGGCGUGUGAGUCUUACCUGGUGGGUCUCUUUGAGGACACCAACCUGUGUGCCAUCCACGCCAAGCGCGUUACUAUCAUGCCCAAGGACAUCCAGCUGGCCCGCCGCAUCCGUGGAGAGAGGGCAUAGAG
Molecule: messenger RNA, 1037 nt
Organism: Perognathus longimembris pacificus (Pacific pocket mouse)
Lineage: Eukaryota; Metazoa; Chordata; Mammalia; Rodentia; Heteromyidae
Exons: 4
Coding region: 16-1035 (339 amino acids)
Cellular component (GO): nucleosome
Molecular function (GO): DNA binding; protein heterodimerization activity; structural constituent of chromatin
Source: RefSeq, a predicted model, not a curated record